UACCCACAUAAAAUUAUGCUACCAGUUUCAAAUGAUCUCUUUUUACUAUUGUCUGUUACAGAGAAAAAAGGACAGAAGAAAGUGGAAGAUGGUCCACCUGCCAUUCUGUCAGGAACUUUUGUGUUCCCAAAUGGAGACAAAUACGAGGGUGAAUACAUUCAAGAAGAUGGCAGUAUCAUCAGAAGCGGGCAAGGUGUUCAUACAACAACUGACGGCAGUGUUUAUGACGGUGAAUGGGCAAAUGACAAAAUGAAUGGAAAUGGCAAAUUGUCACAUCAUUCUGGCUCAUUCUAUACAGGAGAAUUUGUCAACAACCAGUUCCACGGCCAUGGAGUUUAUACAUGGCCCAAUGGCUCCAGCUACGAAGGAGAAUUUCAUGAAAAUAGAUUAGAGGGUAAAGGCAAUUUUACAGACACAGAAAAUCAGAUGUGGACCGGACAGUUCCGGUACAAAGCUGCACCGGGUCUACAAUUUCACAUAAGAUUGGAUUGAUCUUCAAACCAGAAUUAACUUUUAAUUGUGUAACAAAUAAAGACAUGAAAAAUUUAGAUUUUAUCUAAAAAAAGUCUGUUAGACAAUAUUAAAUUGGAAAAGGUCGAUUGAAAUUGUUCAGUUUUUUUUUCAAGAGAGAAAAAUAUCUUCAAAAAUAAAAAAAAGAAUAAUAUUUUUUAUAAUGUUAUUUUUUGUUUCAUUCACACGAGUGAAAUUUUGGAUUCCAGCAGAAUAUGUACAAAUUUUGUAAAGUAUUGAGUUUUUGCUUUUUUUUGUUAAAAGGAUUUGGUCUAUAAUCAAAGUCUAUAUAUUACUAUAAAUAAUUAUGUGGAUAGUAUUUAGUAUCAGACAU
Molecule: messenger RNA, 844 nt
Organism: Ruditapes philippinarum (Manila clam)
Lineage: Eukaryota; Metazoa; Mollusca; Bivalvia; Venerida; Veneridae
Product: MORN repeat-containing protein 2-like
Exons: 3
Coding region: 16-492 (158 amino acids)
Source: RefSeq, a predicted model, not a curated record